Oryza sativa Japonica Group (Japanese rice) is the source of this 1422-nucleotide messenger RNA. Its product is annotated as flavanone 3-dioxygenase 2-like. The record is from RefSeq and is a predicted model, not a curated record. NCBI's taxonomy places the organism in Eukaryota, Viridiplantae, Streptophyta, Magnoliopsida, Poales, Poaceae.
AUCGCUGACGACCCAUCCGGCCCCUCUCCCCCCGCCACCUGACUCGACUUCCUCUCCCCGCCUGACUACGCUUCUCCGCUGGCGCCGCGUCGCGCCUAUUUAUAGUAGUAAUCCCCCCGUGGUGUGGUGCGUGCCAAGUUGUGUGUGUGUACCGCGGCAUGGCGGACCAGCUCAUCUCCACGGCAGACCACGACACGCUGCCGGGCAACUACGUGCGCCCCGAGGCGCAGCGCCCGCGCCUCGCCGACGUGCUCUCCGACGCCUCCAUCCCCGUCGUCGACCUCGCCAACCCCGACCGCGCCAAGCUCGUCUCCCAGGUCGGCGCCGCCUGCCGCUCCCACGGCUUCUUCCAGGUGCUCAACCAUGGGGUGCCAGUGGAGCUGACACUGUCGGUGCUGGCGGUGGCGCACGACUUCUUCCGGCUGCCGGCGGAGGAGAAGGCCAAGCUCUACUCCGACGACCCGGCCAAGAAGAUCCGCCUCUCCACCAGCUUCAACGUCCGCAAGGAGACCGUGCACAACUGGCGCGACUACCUCCGCCUCCACUGCUACCCGCUUCACCGCUACCUCCCUGAUUGGCCAUCCAACCCCCCUUCCUUCAGGGAGAUCAUAAGCACAUACUGCAAAGAAGUUCGGGAGCUCGGAUUCAGACUGUACGGAGCGAUAUCCGAGAGCCUGGGCUUGGAACAGGACUACAUCAAGAAGGUUCUUGGUGAGCAGGAGCAGCAUAUGGCGGUGAACUUCUACCCCAAGUGCCCGGAGCCAGAGCUGACGUUCGGACUGCCGGCGCACACCGACCCGAACGCCCUCACCAUCCUCCUCAUGGACCAGCAGGUGGCCGGCCUGCAAGUUCUCAAGGAAGGCAGGUGGAUCGCCGUGAAUCCACAGCCCAACGCGCUGGUGAUCAACAUUGGUGAUCAGCUACAGGCGCUAAGCAACGGAAGAUACAAGAGCGUGUGGCACCGUGCUGUCGUCAACUCUGACAAAGCGAGGAUGUCCGUCGCAUCGUUCCUGUGCCCCUGCAACGACGUGCUCAUCGGCCCAGCUCAGAAGCUCAUCACCGAUGGCUCCCCGGCCGUCUACCGGAACUACACCUACGACGAGUACUACAAGAAGUUCUGGAGCAGAAACCUCGACCAAGAACACUGCUUGGAGCUCUUCAGAACAACACCUACAGACACAUCUUGAAUUCUUGAUCUAGUCGAGAACUGGUUUGUAGUACUCGGUUGUAGGUGUAGGUGGUGUUUGGGAGAGGGGGUGGUGUUUGGGAGAGAGCCCGACUUAUUGUUUUGUGAGAGGAUCUCCCAAACACCCCCGUAGUUUCUCGGUUGAAGUUGUUUGUAGUACUCGGUUGUAGGUGUACUGGAACGAGCCGUUGGAAUGAGUAAUCAAUCAAAUCAAUCGGUGCAACGCAAUUGUACUA